GGCAACCCAGUCAAACCCACAAGUCUUGACCCAAUUGAGUUUUCCACGGUCAAACAUUUCUUCACCUUCCUAGAAGCACCUUCCAAGACUUUUUUCUGGUGAUUUCAAGCUUUGCCAUAAAAUCAUGCACCAAUUCCCUCCUAUAUCAUCACUAUUCACUUCUGUCUCCUCUCCUUAUAUCAUGCCACACACCACUUUCUGUUUUUCCAAUACAAACUAAAAACCUACCAUCCUUUUCUUCCCUCAAGAACAUAUCUUUCACUCACCUUCUUUCCAACAAUUCUAACAGACAUCAAUACUAUACUAACAUGACCAUGGGUGAUUAUAAUAGUAACUGGGGAACUUCUGAGUAUAAUCAUCAUCAACUUGGACUUGAUGUUCCAAAAUUCAAGUCUGUUCAACCUCCUUCUCUACCUCUCUCUUCCUCUCCACCCUCCCCUUCUUCUUACUUGCCCUUUUCAUCUGCUUUCAGCCCAUCCGAGUUCUUCAACUCUUCUUUGUUUUUGCCUUCUCCAAAUAUUUUUGCAUCUCCUACUACUGAGGCUUUGGCUGCGCAGACCUUCAACUGGAGGAGCGGUUCAGGAGAAGAACAGCAACAGCGUGACAAAGAGGAUGAGAAAAACUACUCGGACUUCUCUUUCCAAACCCAAAUUCAAUCUUCCUCAGGCAUGCUUCAAGUGCAGGAACCUCUUAAGAAGCAAGAUAUAUGGAAAUUCAAUGAACCUUCAAAGCAAACUGAUUAUUCAUCUGAGAGGACAGCAACAAAAUCUGAAUACCCUUCGAUUCAGAGCUUUUCUGCAGAAAUGACAUCGGACAAGUCAGAAUUACAAAGCAAUUCAGUUCCUGGGUCUGGUCGUUUUGAUUACGCCAAUGCAUCUCAGUCUGUUAGAGAACAAAAGAGAUCGGAAGACGGAUUCAACUGGAGAAAAUAUGGACAGAAACAAGUGAAAGGGAGUGAAAAUCCUCGUAGUUAUUACAAGUGCACACAUCCAAAUUGUUCAGUGAAGAAGAAAGUUGAGAAGUCUUUGGAUGGCCAAAUUACUGAAAUAGUGUACAAGGGCCAUCAUAACCACCCAAAACCACAGUCUACUAGAAGAACAAGCUCUCAAUCAAUUCAUCAACCUUCUUCAUCUUGCACAAACUCUGGGAUUUCUGAUCAAUCAGUUGUGACCCUAGGCAAUCCACAAAUGGAUCGUUUCUCCAUGCAGGAAGAUUCUUCAGCUUCUGUAGGAGAGGAGGAGUUUGAACAAACAUCCCAAACCAGUUAUUCUGGGGGAGAUGAAGAUAACCUUGGACCGGAGGCAAAAAGAUGGAAAGGAGAUAAUGAAAAUGAUGACUAUUCCGCCUCAGGGAGUAGAACUGUGAGAGAGCCUAGAGUUGUAGUUCAAACCACAAGCGAAAUUGAUAUACUUGAUGAUGGCUUUAGGUGGAGGAAAUAUGGACAGAAAGUAGUGAAAGGAAACCCAAAUGCAAGGAGCUAUUACAAAUGCACAGCCCCUGGUUGUUCAGUGAGAAAACAUGUUGAGAGAGCUGCACAUGAUAUCAAAGCUGUAAUCACAACCUAUGAAGGGAAACACAACCAUGAUGUUCCUGCUGCACGUGGUAGCGCAAGUUAUAACAUGAACAGAAAUUCUCUGAACAACAACAUAUCGGCUCCUAUAAGACCCUCUGCAGUGAACUGUUAUUCUAACUCAUCAGGUUUCAAAAAUUCUCUCUACAAUAAUACCAAACUUCCAGCAACCAGAAAUCAAGAAUCUUUUAACCCUGGAAAUUUUGGCCAAUCGGCUCUCAACAAAUCAAUGGGUUCAUACACCGAUCAUGCACCGUACUCACAUGCUACAUACUCAAAUGCCAAGGAUGAGAAAAAGGAUGACUCCUUCCUUCAGUCAUUUCUGUCAAAGGACUUCUGAAUUUGGCUCUACUUAUUAAUAUUAUCCUGGAUAUGUUAUGGUAUAGCAUGUAGGAUUUUAGUUACUCAUUGCAGCAGAAUAUGGACAAAGAAUUCCCAAUGUUUUCUUGGUUACCUCAUUUAGAUUAGUGAGUGGAACUACAGCCAUAGUGACAGCAAAUUGUUGCUAUACUACCUGUCUGCUAAGUUCAUCUCCCAAUAGACACUUUGAUCUUUAUCAUAGGAUUUGACGGAUGAAUUCUAUUAUUCUUUUGUUGUAUUUUAGGGGAAAAGGUUUUCUUGGAAGAAUCUUCUGUAAUUAAUCUUGUAAGAAUGCUUGUGCUGGAAAUUUCCACUA
Molecule: messenger RNA, 2246 nt
Organism: Vigna radiata var. radiata (mung bean)
Lineage: Eukaryota; Viridiplantae; Streptophyta; Magnoliopsida; Fabales; Fabaceae
Product: probable WRKY transcription factor 33
Exons: 5
Coding region: 309-1910 (533 amino acids)
Biological process (GO): regulation of DNA-templated transcription
Molecular function (GO): sequence-specific DNA binding; DNA-binding transcription factor activity
Source: RefSeq, a predicted model, not a curated record